Durusdinium trenchii is the source of this 1113-nucleotide messenger RNA. Lineage: Eukaryota; Dinophyceae; Suessiales; Symbiodiniaceae. The record is from the annotation of a GenBank genome assembly.
AUGCAAAAGUUUCCUGUUUAUUCGGAGACGGAUGUGUCGGAGGAUGCAGUUCAACAGGAGAUUCAGCAGAUGCAAUCGUCUCCUGUUUAUUCGGAGACGGAUGUGUCGGAGGAUGAAGUACAACAGGAGAUUCAGCAGAUGCAAAAGUCUCCUGUUUAUUUGGAGACGGAUGUGUCGGAGGAUGAAGUUCAACAGGAGAUUCAGCAGAUGCAAUCGUCUCCUGUUUAUUCGAAGACGGAUGUGUCGGAGGAUGAAGUUCAACAGGAGAUUCCACGGAUGCAAUCGACUCCUGUAUCUUUGAAGACGCAUAUUUCGAAGAAUGAUGGUGAAGAGGAGAUUCAACAGAUGCCAUCGUCUCCUGGUGUUUCAGAGACGGAUGUGCCGAAGGAGACUCCACAGAUGCAAUCGUCUCCUGUUUAUUCACAGACGGAUGUGUCGGAGAAUGGAGUUGAACAGGAGACUCAACAGAGGCUGCCAUCGUCUCCUGUUGUUUCGGGGAUAGAUGUCAUCUUGGAUGAUGAUGUUGAACAGGAGAUUCAACGGAUGCAAAAGUCUCCUGUUUAUUCGGAGACGAUUGUGUCAGAGGAUGAAGUUGAACAGGAGACUCAACAGAGGCUGCCAUCGUCUCUAGUUUCUUCGGGGAUAGAUGUCGUCUUGGAUGAUGAUGUUGCACAGGAGAUGCAGCCAAAGCCAAGAUCACUUUUAAUUCCUGGAUAUCGAUCUAGCAACCUCCUGCGAGUGAAGUUUGUCCCAGAGCUGGUGCAAAGAACGGUGAAGGUCGCGGACUGUCCAGAGGAACGUGCGAAAUGGAGGGACUAUAAUUUGGUCUCAUGUGGGAAGUGCUCCACCUGGACAAAGGAAAUGCAGACCUUUGUGGUCCGAGACGAGCACGGUGAUCGAGACCUCUUUUGCUCCAAGUGUGCGUCCGUUUGGUCCGACAUUGUCUCCGAAAGGCCUGGGCGAGGUGGCGUUGGCAACCUGAAGUUAAACUUCAAGAGGCGGAUGCAGCAGGAGACACCCACUUCGCAGAGUUGCGCUGAUCGUAUGAAAGUUCCCAGACAAUGUGAAGAGUUGCAGCUCAAGGAGUUGUCCGCCCAGCUCGUGAUGGCAUGA